AUGGAUGGUCUGGGAGAGGUAUGGCAACACUUGCCAGUCUCGCGGUUGAUCUUCGGAUUGGACGCGAACACCCACGAGAAGCGAGUUGAUGGCAAGGCGCACGUCUUGGACUUCGAAGAAAGCUACCGAAGCCUCGGGUUGAAAGCCUGCUGGGGUGAUGUGAGCCCGAAGCUCUACACGACCUUCAAUGCCAGGACCUACCUGCAGCCGCAGCUCAACAAGGCCUCCAAGAGCACUGAGCUUGAAGAGAAGGGCGAUCGCAACCCCAAGGAGCCCGGGGGAAAUGCGAACCGACGCUCCUCUUCGAGCCCAGAAACACCCCGUGAGCGCGGGGAUUUCACUUGUUUUCACGCGCAGAAAGGGAGGUUUUCACCUGGGUCUUCGCCAGGAAGUACUCAAGAUGACCUUUUGCUUACCCUAGGGCUCCUGUCCCAUAUCCUCAGGUUCGGUAGGUAG
Molecule: messenger RNA, 456 nt
Organism: Durusdinium trenchii
Lineage: Eukaryota; Dinophyceae; Suessiales; Symbiodiniaceae
Source: the annotation of a GenBank genome assembly